CUGGGAGCGCGUCAGACUGAAGCACAAACUUCGGCCAUAAAUCUGAAGGUGGCCGGUUCAAGCCCGGCUCGUCCCAUUCUUCCUUUUUUUUCAUUUUUCUCUGUUACGAUAUGUGGGUCUUCGAGAGUGGGUCCGCCGUGGAGGUUGUACUAUUAUGCUGGGGUAGAUCGUCCGUCCCACUGCAACAUUUCGCCAGUACCACCUUCAACCCCAGAAAAUUAACUGACAAUGUGGAGAGAGAUAAAUCGAUCUUGAUACACGCCCAUGGGAUCGUGAAGGAGUGGGCUUUUGAUUACCUAGCCAAGGAACCUGCCAAGAAACUGGUGGGGCAGAGGUUUUGUAUAUUGACAUAGACAAAUACUUUGCCGACCUGUAGAAUAGGCUUAACCAAUUGGCGUAUUUAUGAAUGCA
Messenger RNA from Aspergillus brunneoviolaceus CBS 621.78, 411 nucleotides. RefSeq lists its product as uncharacterized. Lineage: Eukaryota; Fungi; Ascomycota; Eurotiomycetes; Eurotiales; Aspergillaceae. The record is from RefSeq and is a predicted model, not a curated record. Bases 111 to 353 code for a protein of 80 amino acids. The transcript has a single exon.